This is a messenger RNA of Prunus armeniaca (apricot), 339 nucleotides long. The record is from the annotation of a GenBank genome assembly. NCBI's taxonomy places the organism in Eukaryota, Viridiplantae, Streptophyta, Magnoliopsida, Rosales, Rosaceae.
AUGCUAUCAUGCCAAAUUGUCAACAUUGCAACAAAGGGAUAUCCUAAGUUCAUCACACCAUGCAAUGACCCAAAAAAAUACUCAGAAGGCCAUGUUGCAAGAGGUGCACUUGGGGGGCUGAGGAAGGAAUUCAUUGCGAUCAAAACCUCCAGGCCUUACAAGGUCCCUACUAUAGAGGAAAAGAGUGAUCAUAGGUACUGCUGUUAUCAUCAGCUUGUGGGUCAUCCAACCACUGCUUCUCAAACUUUGAGGAAGAUCUUGCACGCCGAGAUACAUGACAAAACUCUUGAGCUGCCCUCUAGGAAGCAAGCUUUUGAUGAAGACCCCUUACCAAAAUGA